CAAAAUUUUGUCAAAAAAAUAAUAACAAAAAUUUAAUUUAAAUGAUCUUUUAUUUAAUCCACAAUGGAUACGACGUGCAGACUGUGUGGUUUAUCUAGUUCUAAGCUAGUUCCAUUAUUCAGCUUCUAUAACGGCAGAAUUAUCAGUGAUCUCAUAACUUUGUUAAUUCCAAUUAUUAUAAAAAUGGACGAAAUGCAAAUCCCAAAUAAUAUUUGUAAGGAAUGCGUACAGAUCAUCGGAAAAAUGCAUGAUCUGAGGAAGAAAAGUAUUAAGAAUGAUUCAAUCUUCCGGAGUUCAAUCAAAAAUGACGAUCCAGUGAAGAAAGAGGAAGUUAUUGAAACAUCCAGAAAUGAAUCAAGACAGUCUAUUGAGGACAGCGUAAGUGCUAUUAGCGUUGCUAUGGAUAAUAAUGAUAAUGACAGCGACUGGAGCUUACCAGACCCAGAACAACCUAGUAAUAACGAUGGAACAGAAAAAGAAAACUUUAAGUGCGAUUUAUGCAAUGAAUCUUUCCUAUUUCUGUCAAAUCUAGCUCGACAUCAUCGUCAGUAUCAUAAGAACACGAGCAAUAAAUUUAAAUACUAUAUGAAGCCUGUAAAUUGCACAGUUUGUGGAAUUUUAAUUCCUCAGCAAACUAAUUUAAAACGGCAUAUGAUUCAAUAUCACGACAAUAAUCAUCAAUAUGGAUGUCCCCAAUGUACAUAUAGAUUCUCAAAUUUAGCAUCAUUAAAACAUCACGGCAUUAAGUUCCACAAUGUUGUUGAUAUUAGUCCAAAACAGGAAGAAUCUAGUGACCAAAUUUGUAUUUUUGAAUGUGAUAUUUGUGCUAAUAAGUUUGUAGAUAGAAACAGCAUGUUAAUUCAUAUGCAUAGAAGGCAUUUAAGAAGACCUAAUACUGAUGACAGUGGCUUUGCCACAAAAGCUCAGUUCCACUGCCAAUAUUGUGACCGAGAAUUUACAGUUAGAAGCAACAUGUUUCGACAUUACCAGCAUGCACAUUCCCAAGAGCUACCAUUUCAGUGUGAGCAGUGUAAGGAGGGAUUUAGAACUGAAAGACUUUAUAUUAAGCAUAUGGAAAAGAUUCAUAUGGUUGAAAACUUUAAUAAAUACACAAAUCCAGAAUCGAGAGCUCCAGUAUCAACUGAGCCAUUAAUCUGUGAAUUUUGCAGUGAGGAUUGUAGCAACAGUCGAUAUCGAUAUGAGAGGCAUCUAAUAAUCAUGCAUGAAGAUGAUCUGCAGCAAAUAUUUGAAUGUCAAACGUGCAGAAAGAAAUUCUUUUUUAAAGACUCUUGGGACCAACAUAAUGCAUGGCAUGAACGGAAAUCAUUGGAGAAAACUUAUGAGCAUGUUUGUGACAUGUGUGGCAAGAGAUUUCCGAGCGAAGAAAGGCUUGAAAAACACAAAGUUGGAUAUCACGCAGGUCAAUCAUCUCUAGUCUGUCACAUUUGUGGCAAGCAAAUGCGCAACAAGUCAUCACUUAAUUUCCAUGUCAAACGACAUUCAGAGAAAAGAGACUUUGCAUGUCCACAAUGUCCUCAAUCUUUUGUGUAUAUUAAAGAAUUAGAAAGGCACAUGAGCUCACAUAUAGACAACAGAAAAUACGUUUGUACCUUUGAAGGCUGUACGAAGAGAUUUAAUGAUCUUUAUAUCUUCCAACUCCAUAAAAAACGUCACUUGGGACUUUUGGAACGAAAAUAUCAUUGCGAAUAUUGCGAGAAGCGAUUUACUUCUAAAUAUGCAUUAGAUCGACAUGUCUUGACACACACUCAGCAACGUCCUCACGUCUGUGAAUACUGUUCAAUGGCUUAUACCCAAAGAAAUGAUUUAAUUAAGCACUUAAGAGAGCAUGUUGGUGACGCAAUAUAUAAAUGUGACUUUGAAGGAUGUACAGAAGGAUUUAGAUUAAAAUUUGAACUGAAACAGCACUAUGCUGUGCACUAUGUAAAUUAAUUUAAGAAAUAAAAAUGUAGUCAAAAUAUUAA
Messenger RNA from Chironomus riparius, 1982 nucleotides. NCBI's taxonomy places the organism in Eukaryota, Metazoa, Arthropoda, Insecta, Diptera, Chironomidae. The record is from the annotation of a GenBank genome assembly.